AUGGCGCAGAGUCUGAGCGUGAUAAUGAAAUUAUACGAAGGCAACUUGCUGAAGGAGCAAUGGACAGGGUUGUUGGUGAUCUUCAGUAAAGCUGGUGCAGAAAUUGGUAGAAUUGGUAGUAUCUCAACUGGUGCUGAUAUUAUUCAGAAUGGAACAUGGGAUGAAGACUGGUCUAUAGCUGGUGGUGAACCUGUAGAUAAUGCACCAGCGACAUCUAAUGCUGGUG
Acaulospora colombiana is the source of this 226-nucleotide messenger RNA. Lineage: Eukaryota; Fungi; Glomeromycota; Glomeromycetes; Diversisporales; Acaulosporaceae. The record is from the annotation of a GenBank genome assembly.